CGGUAACCGUGCGAUUGCCCGGAUGUGGUGACGUGAUCUGCCGCUGUCAUGGCGGCGGAGGUUGAGGAGAGCGCUGAGUUAGCUCAGUAUGUGACCGAAUUCAUUGAAAAAGAGUUCGCGGAGGUCCCGACAUCAUUAAAGAAGCUCCCCAGACUAAUAGAGGAGCUAGCCCUGUGUAAAAGAAACCUGGAGGAGCAGGUUCUUACUGUCUCAUCAGAAGUACCAAAAAAAAUUGAAAAUGCAUACAAGAAGGCUGAAAACGCCAAAAGAUUACUCAAUAUCUUGCUUGAGAAAAACUCAACCUUAGCUAAAUCAAUUAGCAAUCAUCUACUAACAGCCCAUCCUUUAAUGGAAGAACUGAAAGUAUUGAUUGGUCAGAUUGAGGAAAUUGAACGACACCUUUGGUACUUGAAAUGGAUUUCACAAAUAGAAGAGUUAAGCAAUUGCAUUCAGCAGCACCUCAUGACUAAUAGUGUAUCAGAUGCUGCCAGUACCCUGGUUUCCAUGGCAGAAUUAGAUAUAAAGCUUAAAGAGUCAUCUUGUACUCAUCUGCUCAACUUCAUAAGAUCCACGGUCAAAUUCUGGCACAAAAUUCUCAAGGACAGACUAACUAAUGAUUUUGAAGAAGUCUUAAAGCAACUGCAUUGGCCUUUGAUUGGGCCUCCACAGUCCCAGAUUCCUGCCUUGGCAUCAACCGCAAACUCGGCAGAAUUCAACAAUAACUUGGAAACACUUUUUAUUCAGCUUCUGAAGUUACAGACAUCAGAUGAGCUGGUAACUAAACAAAAACAACUACCAGAGAAGUAUGAAAUUCCUCCUUCCUUACCUAUUGCAAUUCCCAUACAGCUCAUGUUACUACCGUUGCAGAAGAGAUUUAAAUACCACUUUUCUGGGAACAGACAAACCAAUUUGAUAAACAAGCCAGAGUGGUAUCUGACACAAGUGCUUAUGUGGAUUGGAAAUCAUAUUAAAUUUUUUGAAGAGAAAAUUCAGCCCAUUGUGGAUAAAACAGGCUCAUCUUUGGACGCUAAGCUGGAGUUCUCACGGGGUCUAGUGAUGUUGGUUUUGGAGAAGAUGUCUGCUGAUAUUCCCAAGCUCCUCUAUGAUGAUAACCUGUUUUGCCACGUGGUAGAUGAAAUCUUGUUGUUUGAGAAAGAGCUGCAUAGUGCCUAUGGUUAUCCCAACAACCUCCCAAGCUGUAUGCAUAUCCUUUCAGAAGAGACCUGCUUUCAGAAAUGGUUGACAGUGGAAAGAAAAUUUGCUUUAGAAAAGAUGGACUCUGUCUUGUCUUCAGAGACUGCUUGGACAUCUCAGUAUAAGGAUAUUGUUGAUGUAGAUGAGAUGAAAGCUCCAGAUUGUGCUGAAACAUUCAUGACACUUCUUCUAGUUAUUACAGACCGGUACAAGAAUCUUCCCACUGCUGCUCGAAAACUGCAGUUUUUGGAACUACAGAAGGAACUGAUUGAUGAUUUCAGGAUUCGUCUGACUCAAGUAAUGAAGGAGGAGACCCAUUCUCCUCUAGGAUCCCGUUACUGUGCGAUUUUGAAUGCUGUAAACUAUAUAGCAGCAGUUUUAGCAGAUUGGGCAGACAAUGUGUUCUUCUUGCAGCUUCAGCAAGCAGCACUUGAGGUUUGUGGAGUGAGCAACACCUUGACUGAAUUACAGCUCGGCCAGCUGGCCUCUCUUGAAAGCUCUGUCUUUGAUAAUAUGAUUGAUUUGCUGGAGCGCCUGCGAUGUGAUAUGUUGACACGACAAGUAGAGCAUGUCUUCAGAGAAGUGAAGGACAAAGCAAAACCAUAUAAGAAAGAAAGGUGGUUGUUUUUGCCAUCACAGUCAGAUCAAGCUGUCAUGUGUUUGUCGAGUUCAGCUUGUCCAAUGUUACUGACUCUUCGAGAUCUGUUGUUGCAAUUGGAGCAGGAGCUCUGUCACUCCCUUUUUAAAUCUUGUUGGCAAAUGCUUGCUGAGAAACUGGACUUGUUCAUCUACCAGGAUAUUAUCCUAGCAAAUCACUUCAAUGAAGGUGGAUCAGCACAACUGCAGUUUGAUAUGACUCGGAAUCUUUUCCCAUUGUUUGCCCAUUAUUGCAAAAGACCAGAAAACUACUUUAAACAAGUGAAAGAAGCUUGUGUCAUCCUGAAUCUGAAUGUUGGAUCGGCGCUGCUGUUACGUGAUGUGCUACAGACUAACUCUGGCAAUGUGAUUGAUGCAGGUGCUUGCUCUGAUUGGCACACAGCUACAGCAGCUUUGAAUGAACUUGGAGUUUAUAAACUGGCCCCACAAGAUGUUGAGAUCCUGUUGAAUUUAAGGACAAACUGGCCUAGUACAGGAAAUAAGUGAGCCAUUAAUUGGCAGGAAUAUCAUAGUUGCACAGAAGUACAUAAUUGAUGUGACUGCAUUGCUAUGUUCACAAGGAUAAUGAGAAUAGAUGGGCAUCGUCAGUAGUCACUUAUUUAGAUUUGUAAAUUAAGCUGUGUCUGAAAAUGCCAAUCCACAAUGUUCUACAUUGUCCCUUUGAAUUAAACAUUAUUUAAAAUAGUCAUAUGUAUUUUGAAGACUAAACUAAGUACAUAAUACACACACAUAUACAACAAUUCCUAAGUGCUCUUGGUUAUAGUCCAACAGGUUUCUUUGGAAUCACUAGCUUUCAGUGCACUGCUUCUUUAUCAGGAGGUCAUGGAGCAGAAUCAUAAGACACAGACUUAUGAUUCUGCUCCAUACCCACCUGAUGAAGAAGCAGCGCAUUGAAAGCUAGUGAUUCCAAAUAAACCUGUUGGACUAUAACCUGCUGUUGUGUGAUUUUAACUUUGUCCACCCCAAUCCAACACUAGCACCUCCAAAUCAUAAGUGCUGUUGAUCAUAUGUUGUUGGCAUACCUUGAGUGUUCAGUAGUAGUAAUGCCAUUUGAAUGCCAAGGCAAGAAUUUUAAAUUAUAUCUUGCAGAAGAUGCUAAUUGUCACUUAAGCAGCAAAUAACAUUUAUGCCACACAUCAGUCCAAGUCUGAAUGCUGUCCAGGUCUUGCUGAAUAUUGGCACAGGUGGAUUUAAGUUAUUUAAGAGUUGUGAAUAGUGUUGAACAGUGUGUAAUCUGUGAACAUCCCACAUCUGAUUUUAUGAUGGUAGGAUUGUAAUAUAUGUCCUUGGAUAGGACAUAGACAAACUCACUGGUAUUGGCACUGAGGUGACUUUUUAAAAAUUCAUUCAAGGGUGUUGUUAACUAGGCCAAUGUUCAAUGCCCAAAACUCCCCCAAAUGUUAGAUGUUAUUAAAAUCAGAACAGUUUAUAAAAUGGCAGAUUGUGUUGUGUUAUUCCUAUAUUAAAUGCAUAUUUAUCACGUACAUCAUCUGAAGUAUUGACAUCAAGGUUACUAUGUAAAGGCUAAUACAAUAAAACAUUAUCUCUGAACUAGUUUUAAUUAUAAACUCAAUUACA
Hemiscyllium ocellatum (epaulette shark) is the source of this 3429-nucleotide messenger RNA. RefSeq names its product RAD50 interactor 1 (gene rint1). The transcript is spliced from 13 exons. The record is from RefSeq and is a predicted model, not a curated record. Lineage: Eukaryota; Metazoa; Chordata; Chondrichthyes; Orectolobiformes; Hemiscylliidae. Bases 49 to 2337 code for a protein of 762 amino acids. Gene Ontology annotation, biological process: regulation of ER to Golgi vesicle-mediated transport; endoplasmic reticulum to Golgi vesicle-mediated transport; retrograde vesicle-mediated transport, Golgi to endoplasmic reticulum. Gene Ontology annotation, cellular component: Dsl1/NZR complex.